Babjeviella inositovora NRRL Y-12698 is the source of this 336-nucleotide messenger RNA. RefSeq lists its product as uncharacterized. NCBI's taxonomy places the organism in Eukaryota, Fungi, Ascomycota, Pichiomycetes, Serinales. The transcript has a single exon. The coding region runs from base 56 to 232 and encodes 58 amino acids. The record is from RefSeq and is a predicted model, not a curated record.
GGCAAUGAUAACUGAAUGAAGUCUGCUUCAAAUCGUACUUUCAGAUGUAGCGCAUAUGCAUAGACUAGCAAGACCGAUAUGCAUAUAUUGUUAUCUACCCAAUGACCGAUUUAGAAUAGAAGUGACUGCCAUGCAUACGGCCGUCACCGUAUACCUUCCACCUUAUGGAAGCUUUCUCGGAAAAGGCUGCCAAGUGAAAUUCAUAUACUUUGGCGCUAGGAAUUUUGCUUAAAUAUUUAUGGCCAGCCUUAGAGGUAACAAGUACAAGCAUCCUAGACCAUUUCGGGCCACUGUGGCUGUGGUUCGCAAUUCUCGGACAUAAUUGCUGCAGAGUUG